Messenger RNA from Hippocampus zosterae (dwarf seahorse), 2193 nucleotides. Its product is annotated as nascent polypeptide-associated complex subunit alpha, muscle-specific form. Lineage: Eukaryota; Metazoa; Chordata; Actinopteri; Syngnathiformes; Syngnathidae. The transcript is spliced from 12 exons. The coding region runs from base 622 to 1656 and encodes 344 amino acids. The record is from RefSeq and is a predicted model, not a curated record.
AGCCUGCGGACCCUUAGGCGGUAUCUUUAUGAGAUUUGUGGAUGGUUGUUUCGAAAAUGUUUCUGUUGAAAUUGUCCUACAAGAAAGACGCAUGGUUGAAAAAAAAAACCGAAAACCGAUACUCGCACUAACAACUGUAAAAUGGAAUGAAAACUAACUCCAAACAAGGAAAAUUCCAAGACACUCGCUCACUCACUCAUUCCCAGGCAGCCUUGCUCGGCGCUCGUGCGAGUCAUCCUCGCUGGCUGCCGCUCAUUUCCCCGCGGUCAGAGCCGGCACGCACCACAGCUGAGACCAAAAGACUUGCACGUCCUCCGUACGCUCCCCGGCGUUGGCAGCCGUCAUGCAUCGUGCAUGCCUCGAUGCUCGUGUGACAUCUAGUGGCCAAAGUGGCGACUGCAUGGCCAAGUUGGACGGCCUGAUCGUGUCGGACGACGGAAAAGCCCGAGUGGAAGAAAUGCAUCGAGGAGUGGCUCCUCGUCUUCGACAAGUGAGAGCGUCCACGCCCUCUUUUGCCGCGUCACCAGGAGAAGAGGAGCCGAGCGAGAGCAAGUCUUGCGCCAGCUCUCCUUCUCAUAACCUGCCGCUGACACUCGAGGCUCCUUUUCGGCCACGGCGACAAUGGCCCCCAGCGCGUUGCAGAUGUCCGCAGGCCGGAUCGGCGUGGCGCGACGGAGCGUCCUCUUCUUGGGUCUCCUCCUGCUCACCAUGUCAAGAGGCACGGCCGGCGCCACCGGCUCUUCUCCGGUCAGCGGGACCGCCGCCUCCGCGGCCAUCGGUACGAGCGCGCCCCCCGCCGCCUCGCCUUCUUCAGGAGCGCCCGUGAGCGACGCCCCCCGGGGCCCCUCCACGGCAGCGACCGGCGGCGCGCCGACGUCGCUCGGCGGCUCCGGGAUGUCGCCGACCGUCAUGACGAUGUCCUCCGCCGCCAUGUCAACCGCCCCCGGAGCCAUGUCCAGCGCAAGCUGGAGGCCGGCGAGUGGCUCUGGAACCGCCGCCCCCCCCACGGCCGCCGCGAUGUCCACAUCUGCGGCUCGGCUCUUUUCCAGCACCGCCGCCAGUCCAAAGAGCGGCUGGAGCGCUUCCGUCGCCACGUCCCCCGCCACCUGGACAAGUCGGAGCCCAAACACCGGCUCCGCCGCGAUGUCGAUGACGCCCACCCCCCGCGGCAGCGCGGCCGGUGCCACCGCGAUGACGACGCCGCCGCCGAUGGACGCAUCCCUGGCCGCCGUGACGUCCGCGGCCCCUGCUCCAAGCGCCGCAUCCGUCACCGUGCCGAUGACUGCCACGCCCACCCGCCGAGCUACCGCGGCUAACGGAAGGAAAUGCCACCGAGGGACGUGCACGGGGGCCACCUGCUACACCGGCUUUGGCGACGCGCUGCAGACGUGCUCCGCCGCACAGCCGCACUGUCAGCUGGUCAAGCAAACGGUCCAGUCGGCCACGCAGUGGACAGCGGGCUGCGCCGCCAACUGCUCGGGCCGGACGCCGUGCCGGGCCGCCACCCCCCCUCCCUGCCACCUGGAGUGCUGCGUGGCCGUCGCCCAGGCGUCCUGCCUGCGGCUCAACGGGACGCUCAACCACGUGGCCGCCCGAGCCGCCGGAGUCGCUGUGUCGCCGUUGUGCCUCCUGCUGGCCUUGGGCCUCCUGAUGUGAGGCCGCCACAUGCGCGCCCUCGUCUCCCUUGAUAAUAUGCGGGAUUGUCUUUUUUUUGUUUGUUUUUUGGUUUUGGGGGUGGGGGGGGCGCUUGAGGUCGACACUAUUUAUUUCAAUUGGGAUGCAAGUCUUGAGAGCGCUUUCACGACGGCUCCGGCCGUUCACAAAGCGCUUUCAAGAGGCGGCCCGUGACAUCGUCCGGCGGCCGCGGGAGAACGUUGGCACGCGGCCCUCGUAACGAUGUUGCCCGUUCAAAACGGAGCGGCCCUUUGCGUUGCGCAGGCGUGCCUAACCAAUUGUCCUUUCGCUUGCCGUCCGUCCUUCACGGCGAGAAUAACGGCCCAUCCUGUUGGGGGGAUGCGCCGCGGGUGGAAAUCCGUAGAUCUCGAGUUCCUUUUCUUGUUGCGGCAAUUGUACCUUUGCAUCUGCUCGCGCAUAGCGUAGUUGAGACGACGUGUCGACCGUGUCUUCACCAUGUGGCUUCAAGCCAACACUUUGUCUUGUACAAAAUAUGGAAAUAAAUCUCCUGAUGAUUGA